This is a messenger RNA of Beauveria bassiana ARSEF 2860, 153 nucleotides long. RefSeq lists its product as uncharacterized. The coding region runs from base 1 to 153 and encodes 50 amino acids. The transcript is spliced from 2 exons. The record is from RefSeq and is a predicted model, not a curated record. NCBI's taxonomy places the organism in Eukaryota, Fungi, Ascomycota, Sordariomycetes, Hypocreales, Cordycipitaceae.
AUGGGAGGGGUCACCAUUGCCGCUAAUGGAAUUGUCCACCCCUGUCUUUGCAUUGCCGCAUUACCAAAUUAUUUUCCUAACUUUUAUUGGCCUAAGCAGAAAAGGCACCCCGCCCAUCUUACACCGCACAUGUACCUGCGGGCGCUUAGAUAA